Molecule: messenger RNA, 1324 nt
Organism: Diceros bicornis minor
Lineage: Eukaryota; Metazoa; Chordata; Mammalia; Perissodactyla; Rhinocerotidae
Gene: TBC1D7
Product: TBC1 domain family member 7
Exons: 9
Coding region: 207-1178 (323 amino acids)
Biological process (GO): activation of GTPase activity; negative regulation of TOR signaling
Molecular function (GO): GTPase activator activity
Source: RefSeq, a predicted model, not a curated record
CGGCGGGCGGCGCCGCGCGCGGGUGUCCUGCCGCUUCCGUCUGUCCGGCAGGUCCGCCUCUGGCGCGCUCGCCCCCUGACUCUUGGCGGACGCCGCGUCUCCCGCCUGCCCGCUGGCCGGUCAGCGCGCCGGGCCCGGUUUCCGCUGCCUGCCUGGGACCGCUUACUCUCAAUCCAGGUGUGGUUUCCACUACUGGAGCAUGAAACAUGACUGAGGACUCGCAGAGAAACUUUCGUUCAGUAUAUUAUGAGAAAGUGGGGUUUCGUGGAGUUGAAGAAAAGAAAUCAUUAGAAAUUCUCCUAAAAGAUGACCGUCUGGAUAUUGAGAAACUUUGUACUUUUAGUCAGAGGUUCCCUCUCCCGUCCAUGUACCGUGCAUUGGUAUGGAAGGUGCUUCUAGGGAUCCUGCCUCCACACCACGAGUCCCAUGCCCAGGUGAUGAUGUAUCGCAAGGAGCAGUACUCUGAUGUCCUUCAUGCCCUGAAAGUCAUUCGCUUUGUCAGUGAUGCCACACCCCAGGUUGAAGUCUUUCUCCGCAUGUAUCAGCUGGAGUCUGGGAAGUUGCCUCGAAGUCCCUCCUUUCCACUGGAAUACCACAGAAGUGUGAUACUUAUUUCUGUUGCUGCUGACUUUGAUCACUUGGUUAAGGUGGUAGCUGCCGGGUUUCUCCCAUAUAAGGAGCCAGAAGAUGAAGUAUUUCUUGCCAUAGCUAAAGCCAUGGAAGAGAUGGUGGAAGAUAGUGUCGACUGUUACUGGAUCAUCCGAUGCUUUGUGAACCAAUUAAAUAGCAAGUACCGGGAUUCCUUACCCCAGUUGCCAAAGGCCUUUGAACAAUACUUGAAUCUGGAAGAUAGCAGACUGCUGAGUCACCUGAAGACAUGUUCUGCAGUGUCCAAACUUCCUUAUGAUCUCUGGUUCAAGAGGUGCUUCGCAGGGUGCUUGCCUGAGUCCAGUUUACAGAGGGUUUGGGAUAAAGUUGUAAGUGGAUCCUGUAAGAUCCUAGUUUUUGUAGCUGUGGAAAUUUUAUUAACCUUUAAAAUAAAAGUAAUGGCACUGAACAGUGCAGAGAAGAUAACAAAGUUUCUGGAAAAUAUUCCCCAGGACAGCUCGGACGCGAUUGUGAGCAAGGCCAUCGACUUAUGGCACAAGCACUGUGGGACCCCGGUGCAUUCAGCCUGAACACUCCUGAUGGCUGUGGACGGUCUCCAGGCCCGCCCUGAACUUUCUGUUCUUGGGACCCAGGCUACUACACUGAUUGAAAGUAGAGUUCUUGCUUUGGUGCUCAAGGUGUAAUUUUUUUCCAGUAAAAUUAUUUAAUUAAGAUA